Nerophis ophidion (straightnose pipefish) is the source of this 4653-nucleotide messenger RNA. RefSeq names its product regulating synaptic membrane exocytosis protein 2-like. NCBI's taxonomy places the organism in Eukaryota, Metazoa, Chordata, Actinopteri, Syngnathiformes, Syngnathidae. The transcript is spliced from 29 exons. Gene Ontology annotation, molecular function: transmembrane transporter binding; small GTPase binding. Gene Ontology annotation, biological process: calcium ion-regulated exocytosis of neurotransmitter; regulation of synaptic plasticity; regulation of membrane potential. The record is from RefSeq and is a predicted model, not a curated record. Gene Ontology annotation, cellular component: cytoskeleton of presynaptic active zone; presynaptic membrane. Bases 337 to 3468 code for a protein of 1043 amino acids.
UUGGCUCAAAGAGGUCUGGACUCUUCAGUACCGGACUCUGGGACGUGCGGCCUCAUCACAGCUGCUGAGGGCGCCUGCAGAACCAAAGGCCGGAGGAGAACAUUGACUUGACCCUGAGCUCAGCAGUACCUUAGAACCUCGGAGAGUGAAGUCUUGUUUGCUGUGGAUUAGAACACAACGGUCUUGGACUCGGUGGGAUUAAGUUGGAUUAGCUGACACACUUGCAGAUCACCAUGGAGACGCCAGAAUAGACCCUGGUCAUGUGGACCUAGGCGAGUCCAACUGGAAGACAUGUCUUCAUAGAAGCGUGAGUUGCAUCAUGUCUUCCAAAGAACCAUGGUUGACCUUUCAGCUGUCUCCUGGUCACUAGGAGACAUGGACAGCCACUGGUGGGAUCACGGCGACCCUGCUCCCAUGUCCACGCAACAGGUCUGGUCCACGGAUGGAGAGCGCCUGAUUGGUCGGAUCGUGCUCAACAAGAGGAUGAAGGACGGUUCCAUUUCCACCGACACGGGAGCUUUGCUCGGACUGAAGGUGAUUGGCGGGAAGAUGACCGAGUCGGGUCGUCUCUGUGCUUUCAUCACCAAGGUGAAACCAGGAAGUCUGGCAGAUACCGUGGGACACCUGAGGGCAGGGGACCAGGUACUGGAGUGGAACGGUCAUGUUCUGCAGGGAGCCACCUUUAACCAGGUCUACAACAUCAUCCUGGGCUCCAAAUCAGAACCACAAGUGGAGCUCCUGGUGACUCGCCCAGUCAGACCAGCAGACUCCCCCCAGUUCCAUGUGAUCUCCAGUUCCUUCGAAGGCCCUGUUAGUCCCAGCAUUGUGGACAGACCAGUCUCAGCCGACAGCAAGCGGGUCCUGGUCCCCAGACUUCAGGUCAAGCUGUGGCUGGAUCACGUCGGCCAUCAGCUGAUGGUCACCGUCCUUGGAGCAAAAGAACUUCCUGCUCGAGCAGACCAGCGCUCCAGGAACCUUUACGUCCAGAUCUACUUCUUACCUGACAGAAGUGACAAGAGCAGGCGCAGGACCAAGACUGUGAAGAAGCUGACAGAACCUCGCUGGAAUCAGACUUUCGUGUACUCCACUGUCCACCCGCGCGAGAUCCCGGACCGGAUGUUGGAGUUGACUGUUUGGGAUCAAGCUGGAGGCCGAGAGGAGGAGAGUCACUUUCUUGGAGAGGUCCUGAUCAGACUGGAGUCGGCCCUCUUAGACGACCAACCACAUUGGUACAAAGUUCAGAGGUCAAAGGUUACUUCUCUGCCAAGAAGACACUCGUCCUCGUCCUCCUGCCUGAACAGGAAUGUACUGCAUCAUAGUACUACUACUACUACUCCUACUACUGCCAGGAGACUCUACUGUUCUCAGCGCCUCAGCGACGCAGACGUUUGGGACUACGACUGUGAGGAAGGCUUGGACCUGGUAACAGAGUCCCGACACAAUGGGCGGAGCCACCACAGCUCCGCCCAUUCUCUGAGGGAGCCCUUGAGUCACGGCUCGGCACCUGACCCGGUCCUGCCGAGGUCCCGGUCACCCAACCAUUUAGCUCCUCACAGUGCUCUUCAGCCGUUGUACCGCAAGGAUGCUGUCCGGCUGCUGCGAGGCUCCAAGCUCAGUCCAAAUCACUCUGACGUGGGCCACUACAGCAGCCUGGACAGGACGUUACUGAGGAGAAGGUCUGGGGCCAACUCUCUGGACUCUCAUGCCAGGAACUCUGGAGGUUUCUGCCACACUUCCUGGCCCAGCCAGAUGGCAAAUGGAACGCUUGAGGACUACAGCCAGGACUUCAUCCCAGACUUCCCCUCUGAAGCGGAACCUUUUGAUGAGGAGCUGCUGAGGGUUUGUCCACAUGAUGGAUCGGUCCACAUGAGUCCAAUUGGAUCCCCCUUGUCCCGAGGACGCCAGUUACCUACUCUCCCGCCUAAAGGUGCUCCAGACACAAUUUUGGCCACGCCAACCAAAGGAAGACAAGCAACUGAAGCUCCUCCCACUCUUCCCGCUGUUAACAAUUUAGCUGCUCCACUUAUCAGAGUACAAGCUCCUCCCCCCCUACCUGUCCACCCCCACCUGCUUUCACCUGAGUUAGCGCCUCAAACAGCAAACAGCUUGGCCAACCACGUCCCACAAUCUAGUCCAGCACCGCCCUCACUCUCCUCACCUAGCCCAGAUCCGCCUCCACCUCCACCUCCACCUCCGCCUCCGACCCCACCCCCACCAUCUUCUGAUCAAGCCCCGCCCACUUGCCAGAGUCCAGAGGCGGACAGACGCUCCGCCACACCUGGAGGGAGCAGGAAAGAGGUGACCUGGGAGGACCAGCAGAGGACAGCAGCUGACGGUGUGAUAAAAGAUCCUGACAAGAUGAGCCUGUCGGUGAAGUCGUCACUCAGCGACGUGUCGAUUAAGUCCAAGGUCCUGGACAGCCAAUCGGGUCAAAGCAUCAGUCAGGCAGAAGGUGUGCAGGGUCCAGCGGCUGACUUGGGGGCAGCGGCUGACUUGGGGGCAGCGGCUGACUUGGGGGAAGCGGCUGACUUGGGGGCAGCGGCUGACAUGGGCACGCUGCAGACAAGUCACUCAUUGGAUGAAGAAGCAGAGAAGGAGUCCGAGACUUCAAAGGCGUCUGCUGCUCCUGCCCUCAAGUCCUCUAGUGUGGGCGGAGACAUGUGUUCCCUGGGCCGCAACGACGACGACGACGACGACAAGAAGAGGCGCUCCAGUUUUGGUGCUCGCAUGAUGGGAAUGGUUGGACUGGGAAGUAAGAGCCAGAGCACCUCGCAGAUCAACCCGGAGGAGGAAGAGAAGAAGAAGAAGGUGGUGAGACUUCCUGUCCAGAGGAGCAUGGAAAUCGGACUGGCGGUGGAGUUCAAGUCUCGCUUCACCCGACAGCCGAGCCACGACCCGGACGCAGAGGACCCCAAGCCUGGAGCUUUGAUCUUUCCGGGAGUCAAGUUGGCCGCGGACAAAGACUUCACCGGCUUCCUGGAAGGACUAGGACCCGCCCAGCUGGCCGGCAGGCAGACCUUGGCCACGCCAGCCAUGGGAGAUAUUCAGAUCGGAAUGGUCUACAGGAAGGAACGUCUUGACGUGGAGGUGAUCCGGGCCAGGGGGCUUGUGGGUAAACAAGGCAACAAGAACACGCCAGCUCCGUACGUGAAAGUCUACCUGAUGGACAACGGCAAAUGUUUGUUGAAGCGAAGAACCCGUCUGGCCAGAAAAAGUCCGGACCCUCUCUACCAACAACAACUGCAGUUUGAAGAGAACCCAGGAGGCAAAGUUCUACAGAUAAUUGUCUGGGGCGACUAUGGCAGGAUGGACCAUAAGUCCUUCAUGGGUGCUGCUCAGGUUCUCCUGGACGACCUGGACCUGUCCAACAUGGUGAUUGGCUGGUUCAAACUCUUUCCUGCCACCUCACUGGUAGACCCCGCCUUGGCGCCGCUGACCAAUAAGGAGACGGAAGGCGGGGCCAAGUAGCUGUCCAUCAACAUGGCAGAAAAGUGUCGGCUGUAGGUUCCACCCUCAGGUUCUGGUCCGAGGAACACACCGUGGAAAUGGACUAGGAGUGAGUCAGACGAGGAACAGAUGGUGGAAAUGGACUAGGAGUGAGUCAGACGAGGAACAGAUGGUGGAAAUUGACUAGGAGUGAGUCAGACGAGGAACAGAUGGUGGAAAUGGACUAGGAGUGAGUCAGACGAGGAACAGAUGGUGGAAAUGGACUAGGAGUGAGUGAGGAGUCAGCACUCAGGACAAGAUGACACAGAAUCCCCAGACAUGAACCUCAAAAAGUGCAGUUUGUGGAUUUGGAGAACUUUCUAAGUCAACUACAAGUCAGGUCUAAAUCCUUGUGUUGUUCCAGCAAGUCCAGAUGAACAUUUAUGCUUGAACAAAAGAAAGGCCAAUUAAAGACAUUUGAGGGUUUAAUUUGAAAAGAGAAGGCAGCCAACAAUCAUGCGGGUGAGAGAACACCAGAAGAAGAAUAAAUAACGGGAAGUAGUGGCGGCUCAUCACUUGCACAUCUCAACACACACGUAGAACUGGAACUAGUACUGCUUGUGACCUGGUCCUGGAACAGUUCUACACCAGUGGCGGCUCAUCACUUGCACAUCUCAACACACACGUAAAACUGGAACUAGUACUGCUUGUGACCUGGUCCUGGAACAGUUCUACACCAGUGGCGGCUCAUCACUUGCACAUCUCAACACACACGUAGAACUGGAACUAGUACUGCUUGUGACCUGGUCCUGGAACAGUUCUACACCAGUGGCGGCUCAUCACUUGCACAUCUCAACACACACGUAGAACUGGAACUAGUACUGCUUGUGACCUGGUCCUGGAACAGUUCUACACCAGUGGCGGCUCAUCACUUGCACAUCUCAACACACACGUAGAACUGGAACUAGUACUGCUUGUGCCCUGGUCCUGGAACAGUUCUACACCAGUGGCGGCUCAUCACUUGCACAUCUCAACACACAUGUAGAACUGGAACUAGUAUUGCUUGUGCCCUGGUCCUGGAACAGUUCUACACCGCAGGUCGGGAGACUCGUGAUUCUCAAAGGUGGGCUCCAUCUAGUGGUAGGCCAAAGAAUCACUUCAAUAUUCCAACCCAGUGUCAUGUUAGAGGAAUAUACUUGUUAAAUAAAAGCUGCUUUGGAACGAGAA